GCCGACUCAGCCAAAGUAGGUUUCUGGAAAGCUCUUAACAAAAAUAUAUAAAAUGAGGUUAUAACAGGUUAUAAUAAUAAGUGUAAUAAGAAUAGAAAGUAAUUUAUUAUAUUUAUGAGCGUGUUCGUUCGCCUGGAGAGGUGUGGUGUAUAGAUGAAUUAGAUGUAUGGAAGAGCAUUAAGACAAGAGAAAUUAACAUCUUAGUACAUGGAAAUUGGAUAUAAAGAAUUUAAUUGCAGCCUGUGUUAUUAUGUCUGGCAAAGGUAGGGGUAGGGGGUGGCUGCAGUUGAAUAAAUCCCAAGAAGCUAAGAUAGGUUCAAGCACAUUGCACAGUCCCACAAUUUUGGCAAGUCCCAUGAAUGGUGAACUCAGCAGCACCAUGAAUCUGCAAACCAACCCUCAGUAUGACACCAUAAUUCAGACCCUAGCAAAGUUUAAUGAAAAUGAUGAUGGUAUUGUCAUUAACCAGAAGUACAAAUAUCUCACAGAUUGCAUGAUUGAGGAGUGUAAAACACAGGAGCAAGUAAAGGAUUGCUUCCAGUAUAUUUAUGAUCAAGUGUUAAAUGAUGAAACACUUAUAAACAAGUUUUUGAUGCUGGUAACAUUAAAUUCGUUUCGUGAUUUUGUUGUAUGUGAUGUAAAGAUAAGGGCUUUGCUAUUGAACAAUAUGCAAACAAGUUUUAAAGAUGCAGCUACACUCAUGGCCACCAACAAAGAGGUUUUCAUAAAUGCUGUGAAGUUGUUAGGUGGUUUUUACGAUAUAGCGAGAAUGUCUUAUAAUAGUCGAUACUUUGUGCUGACGGUACCCCUAAUCAAAUACCUAGAAAUGCUUCUGGAUUCAGGUACCCCGGAGCAUCUCGAGUUAUUCACGAUAUUAAUUUACAAAACCGGAAUGGGGUUCAUCGAGCACGACGCCGAAAGGAAGACGAAGUACUUCGUAACUAUGCUGAUAAAAAUGAGGAACAUACUGUUGACGAGGACCGAUUUGGAAGAAAUCUCGCGGACGUGGCUGCUCCUAUCUAUGGAUCUGUGCAACAACCGCGUUUUACCAUUGGACCUCCUGAAAUAUUACCAAAAAAUGUUGGGAAAGGCGACUAUACAUAAUUUCCAAAUGUUGAAUGCGCAUCAAAACCAAACAACCACAUCCAAUCCAUCUGGGAAUAGUAAUACUAUCAAGCCACAGCAGCAGCAACAACAACAACAGCAACUCACUCCUCCGAAAACUGGUAGACCCAUAUUGGGCGCGGGUGCUCGUAACAAUAAAAUAGAAGAAAAUCACAUGCGGGGCGGCGAAGAGAGGAAAGAAAAUUCGGGAUCUGCCGACGUGAAACACAAGUCGGGCGGAGGUUACAAUUGGGCGGAUGAGAAACCUCAGCAAAGGAAAUCGCAGAAGAAUAAAGGAUGGCAACACGACGAUCGUUUCGAUACUGAAUAUUAAUUAAUGUUUCGUUUCUGCUGGUUUCGAUUCGUUUAAUAUUUUACAUAGCAGAAUAGGUCGCUACAGUGGCGUGUGUAGUUGAACUGUGCUUCGUAAAUAAUGUUUAUAAAAACUGAAAAAAAUAAUUAUAGAAAACAAUAUCGAGCACAAUUCUCAUAAUUUUUUUGUAAUGAAAUCGCCACGCGUCACUGUUUUCCAACAAAACCUUUAUCACUUGGAGACGUAAAGUAUAUUUGUGCACAGUAAAUAAAUUUUAAUCUCCAUCUUCA
Nicrophorus vespilloides is the source of this 1707-nucleotide messenger RNA. RefSeq lists its product as uncharacterized. The coding region runs from base 251 to 1438 and encodes 395 amino acids. The record is from RefSeq and is a predicted model, not a curated record. Gene Ontology annotation, biological process: regulation of translational initiation. NCBI's taxonomy places the organism in Eukaryota, Metazoa, Arthropoda, Insecta, Coleoptera, Silphidae. Gene Ontology annotation, molecular function: translation activator activity. The transcript has 3 exons.